GUGGUUAAGACGGAGCAAAAGCGCAUGAGGGCUAGCAUUGUGCUGACUCUAAUGCUUGGACUGCUCAUCAACCAAUGCUCAUCACAUGGCUUUGGAGAGUGCUAUGAUUGGUGCUGUCACAUUUGUGACCAUUGGCACCACCACUGGCACAAGAUUUGUCAUGUUCAGUGCUUCUUCUACUGUAAGUUGCACUCACACCAUUACUCACACCCUGAUCACCCUCCAAAGGAAGUUGGCGAUGAGUGCAGCUUAAUGAGUGCAAAAUCAGCAUGUGGGCAUCUCAAUUCCGAGGUCGAAGGGGAGAAGAUGAGAGGUUGCAUGGAUAACUUCAUGAGCAGCUGUGCCAAGAUGAAGAAGUCUCCUUGAGUACAACCUGUUCAAGAUGCCGAUUUCGUGAACAAUUCGGGACUGGAUACAUGAAUUUCCUCUGAAUGCGGAGUAAUAAUAAUUGCAGUAGUAGCUGCCAUCAAAUAAAAUUUUCUCAGUCCUGCUAUGA
Molecule: messenger RNA, 496 nt
Organism: Ananas comosus (pineapple)
Lineage: Eukaryota; Viridiplantae; Streptophyta; Magnoliopsida; Poales; Bromeliaceae
Exons: 2
Coding region: 25-366 (113 amino acids)
Source: RefSeq, a predicted model, not a curated record